AACUAACGUGUGAAAUCGGAAGAUCACUUCCAUUGUAAUUAUUUUAUUUGUUGUAUAAUAAUAAUUGCUCAUAUUGAGGGAAUUAAUCGCGGACGGGAUGAGUUCGCUAAGACAAUCCCUGACAGGUUUGGGAACUAAGCUCACGAGAGGUGCAAGUAACGUUAUUGAAGAUUGAUUUUCGGGGGUUGCUGAAACAUUAUUUUCCCGGAGUUUGACUGCUGAAGGAAAUGGCGACGGUGGUUUCAUUAAUGAACCAGCGGCGGUACCGUAAGAGUUAUGAGCGGCCAGACCGGAUGAAUAGUGAAGGUGAGGGGGAUCAGCUGUGGGUGUUCCAGCCGCACGUUAAACACAGCACCCGAAUGGGCUCGCACGGGUCUGACGGCUCUAAGACGCCUGCUCUCGAUACAUGCAAAUCUUCUCCGUCGCGCCUUAGUGAUCCGCUGUCCCCAUGCAGUGGGUGUAGCAUUCCUGUUGCUCAUCGAUGUCACCUGAACACCUGUGAACGUAUCACAAUUAACGUCAGUGGCCAGUAUUACGCUAUUUGGGCUUCGAUUUUAAACAAACAUCCCGACACGCUACUAGGAAACCCAGAGAAGCGUCUACAGUUUUAUGACCGACAACGAGAUGAAUAUUUCUUUGACAGACAUAGACCAACAUUUGAAGCAGUUUUCAAUUAUUAUAAAUACGGCGGAUACCUCAGAAGACCCGAUCCAGUGCCGGAUGAUAUUUUCUUGUCAGAGCUGGAUUUUUAUGAAAUUGAAAAAGACAUAAUUGACCGUUACAAAAGAGAAGAAGGAUAUACAGAAGAAGUUCGUGUUUUACCGGAGAAUCCAAUACAACGAAAAAUAUGGAUGCUGAUGGAGUACCCUGAAACCUCAUGUUUUGCCUAUGCAAUUGCUAUCUUAUCGGUGAUAAUUACUGUUUUGUCAAUUGUUCUAUUUUGUAUAGAGACCAUACCUUCUUUGGAAAAGACGUGCGAAGAGGACGAAGCUGUAAAUUUUGUUGAGCCGUUCUUCAUCUUGGAAACAAUAUGCACUGUAUUUUUCACCGUGGAAGUAGUUGUUCGCUUUUGUUCGUGUCCUAGCAAACUAAAUUACUUCAAGGACUUCAAAAAUCUGGUGGACGUUACGGCAGUGAUACCCUAUUAUAUUACCCUGUCCAACAGUCUUUCAAGUCAAAGCUGUGAAUCGUCUAAAUCUAGUACGUCAUUCGCCUUCCUGCGUGUUGUUCGUCUGGUGCGGAUAUUUAAGCUCACAAAGCAUUCAGCAGGACUGCAGGUGCUCAUACUUACGUUUCAAGCCUCGCUUGAGGGCCUUCUACUUUUCUUGGUAGCGAUGAGCGUUUGUAUCCUGCUUUUCUCGAGCGCAAUCUACUACGCGGAACACGAGAUUCCGGACUCUCAGAUCAACAGCAUUCCUGACGGGUUCUGGUGGGCCCUAAUCACCAUGUGUACUGUGGGAUACGGUGAUCAGGUACCCGUCGGCUUCUGGGGAAAGAUAAUCGGCUCAGCUUGCGCUAUCUCUGGUGUGCUUACCCUCGCGAUCCCCGUGCCAAUUAUCACCGAAAACUUCAACAAGUUCUAUGCUCAUAAAACGGGUAGAGGUCGUAUGUGAUUUGUUUUUUUUCCUGAAAGUUAUAUUAUACAUAUUAUUACAAUGUAUGUCUUAUGUAGGUUAAUAAUAAGAGUGUGUUUUGUUAAGUUUGUAUCAGGUUCACAGUAAACAAGCACCAUGCACUAUAACGAAACAGUAAGCGGUUUAUUUGGUUAAAUGUCAUCUUUCAAAAUGUAAUAAUUGAAACAAAACUAUGCUUAAAUGUAAGUGUUUCACUAAGCGAAAUUAACACACUCCAACCUGUUCUUAAUAUUCAAUUAGGAUGCCAUCAUCAACAAGAAAAAAAGAAAUGUUCUGAAGUAUGCAGUUUCACUGAAAAACGUUUUUUAGAAUACCGUCAAAGCUGAAACAUUAAUAUGUUCUAGUCUAGAGAGUCAUUUAUAAAGUGAAAAGCAUUAUCGUUUGUAUCAUGUCAUAUUGAGGUAUCCCACGGACAAGUACAUUUGUGAUUUAAUCGAGUUAUUGACCAUGUUGUAUAAGUGUGAUGCCUAUCUUUUCGGGAUUAUUUAAAAGGGUAUUGAUUGCUGAUUAAAAAGUAUGCAAAAAGAACCAUUGAAAAUACAAACCAGAUAAAGUUAUAGCAGUCUGUAUGUUGAUUAAAGUGGGGCAUGAUAUCAUCAAUUUUCAGGGAUGUUUGUUUUCAGUUUGUUUGUAAUUUUUGUUUUCGGCACAGUUUUAGUAUAUUAUUCUAAACACUCCUCAAAUAGAAUACCCCACAAUAGCAUGGGGUCACUCGACAUUCAUCAUUUAAAUAAUUGUACAUAUGACACCUGGAUAAGCUGGCAGUGGUUUUAACACAUUCAACAUAUACUUGAUUUCAAGGAAUGGGAGCUCCAACAUUGGUAGCGGAAUCAAAACAUUCCUGAAUUUUCGGCAGAAAAUUAACCCUCAUCCGCCACCCCUCAAAUUAUCUGACAUAGACCAGACAUAAUGAGCUGCCUCGUUUUUUUAUCAUUCGAAUACGAGGAGCAUUAUAUUAUGAAAGUGAUACUAGCCAUGUUGCAGCACACACUAUCAAUUGAAACACAGUGUAUCGACCCUUUUUCAUUU
Molecule: messenger RNA, 2663 nt
Organism: Mya arenaria
Lineage: Eukaryota; Metazoa; Mollusca; Bivalvia; Myida; Myidae
Product: potassium voltage-gated channel protein Shaker-like
Exons: 1
Coding region: 228-1613 (461 amino acids)
Biological process (GO): potassium ion transmembrane transport; protein homooligomerization
Cellular component (GO): membrane; voltage-gated potassium channel complex
Molecular function (GO): protein binding; delayed rectifier potassium channel activity
Source: RefSeq, a predicted model, not a curated record